GAAAUCCUAACAGUUGUCUUUCCUGUCAGUGGACAACCCCUAUAGUUCCUAAGUUUGUUUAUCCUGUUUCCAAAUUAAAGUCUGAACUUUCAACUUACACGAUGUUGUAAUAAUUAACGAGUAACAUGUAGGAUCGAAUAUGGCCCCGAGAUGCGUCCAACUGUUGUGCACGUUGGCCGUUUUCGUUGCAAUUUUGGCUGUUUAUUUCCCUACGCGACACGCCAGGCAUUACGUCUACAUCAGUCCCGAAGAUGCCGUUAAAGAAAUCGUGCUCAACCGACAGGAAAAAAUCCCAAAGAAUUUACCGAAUUGUUCCUAUAAUCAAGUACUACUGACCAGUAAACUAAUCGACAUAAAUGAAAUCGGUGACAGGCAAAAGGGGUUUAUAACACCGAAAAGAGGAGGCGAAUAUGAGCCCUCAGGAUGCAUACCCAUGAUUAAAAGUGCCAUAAUCAUCCCAUAUAGGAACCGUUCUGAACAACUCAACAUUUUUUUAAAUUACAUGCACAAGUUCCUACAACAGCAGAAUAUACAUUAUAAGAUUAUCGUAGUAGAGCAAAAUGACACGCUGCCUUUUAACAGGGCUAAAAUGAUCAAUUUUGGGGCCCAAUAUGCUUUAGGAUUGAACUACACUUGUCUUAUAUUGCAUGAUGUUGAUCUAAUCCCACUAACGACAGGUAAUUUAUAUGGUUGUACAUAUAGGCCAAGGCAUAUGUCCAGUAGCUUGGACACUUUCCGCUAUAAUUUGCCAUAUCUUACUUUAUUUGGUGGAGCCAUUUCCAUACUUUCCAAUCAGUUUCAAUCCAUCAAUGGAAUGUCAAAUUUAUUUUAUGGAUGGGGCGGAGAAGAUGAUGACUUUUAUAAGAGACUUGAGGCAAUUAAUCUGCUGCCAUAUCGAUUUGCUCCAGAAUUGAGCAAAUACACCAUGUUAAUGCACAAGAAACAACAAGUAGUGGAUAAUAAAAGAUUUGACAAGUUGGAAAACUCUUUGGAAAAUAUGUCGGAUGGCUUGAGUUCUUUGAAUAGAAAAUACUCAGUUUAUUUGGAAGAUCUGUAUACCAAAGUAGUCUCAUUUUAAAUAGAUCUGAAUAAGUUAUGUAUAUGCUCAAAUUUUUAAUUUAUGAAUGUAUGUUUUUUGUUAUUUAUUUUAUUGUUUGUUAUUAAAGGUGAAUUAUAAAAAUGAAAAAA
Messenger RNA from Anthonomus grandis grandis, 1188 nucleotides. RefSeq names its product beta-1,4-galactosyltransferase 1. Lineage: Eukaryota; Metazoa; Arthropoda; Insecta; Coleoptera; Curculionidae. The record is from RefSeq and is a predicted model, not a curated record. The transcript has a single exon. Gene Ontology annotation, biological process: glycosphingolipid biosynthetic process; carbohydrate metabolic process. Gene Ontology annotation, molecular function: N-acetyl-beta-glucosaminyl-derivative 4-beta-N-acetylgalactosaminyltransferase activity. The coding region runs from base 140 to 1078 and encodes 312 amino acids.